AAUGUGUUUUACAAUGAGUUCCCUAUAGUUGUGAUGAGUAAGUGAUUCGAGAGUCGAUUCAAUGAUUUAGUCAAUGAUUUAGUCAAUCAAUUGAAGACUUAUUGAAGCGUUGAUCGCAUUAUUUGUGGAUUUUUUGAGUUCAACUAAUUUUAUCACCAAAUCGUAUGUUUGGAUGACGUCAUCACUGAAGUGGUGGCAGUAGUGGUGGCACUCAAAUAAAGACAGUUAUUGUCAAACACUGACACUUGAAGACCAGUUAAAGACUUUGCAAAAUCCAACACAUAUUUCAAAGAAAACAACAAUGAGUUCAGUGUUUGAACUGUUGGGUCGUUUCACAGUUUUUGUGGCUAUUAUUUGGAUCUUAUCAAAGAUUUUGCGAGGACUGUGGACAUCGUUUGUGGCAUACAAGUUGGGCUUCGGUGUCAAAUGGCGGCCAUCAGACAACACGUGGGCCAUAGUCACGGGCGCUACCGAUGGCAUCGGCAAAGCAUACGCCCAACAAAUGGCUAAAAAGGGAUACAAUUUGUUAAUAAUUAGCAGAAAUGAAGAAAAACUAAAGAAUACUCGCGAAGAGAUAUUAGCCAAACACAAGAAGUGUUCACAAGUGAAAACCCUUGCCGUGGACUUCACGUCUAGUGAUAUAUACGAUCGAUUGGAGGCUGCGAUCAGCGAAUUGGAUGACAUACAUGUGCUGAUCAAUAAUGUCGGCAUUUCCUACAUAUAUCCCGAAUAUUUCACACAAAUCCCAAACUCUAAACAAUUGAUUGAAUCGAUGAUCAAUUGUAAUAUCAUUUCAAUGACUCGUAUUAUUGAAAUGGUUUUGCCAAAAAUGGAGACCAAAAAAUCAGGUGUAGUGAUCAAUGUGUCGUCAUAUUCGGCCGCUUAUCCGAUCCCAUUGCUGUCACUUUACGCCGCGUCCAAGAUUUAUGUGGACUUUCUUUCCCGAGCUCUUCAGGUUGAGUAUAAAAAUAAGGGCAUAACUAUUCAGAGUGUAUUACCAGCUUAUGUGUCGACCAAUAUGAGCAAAAUCCGUCGCACGUCUCUAAUGGUUCCCACACCCGAUGUUUACGUCCAGAAUGCGUUACAAACGGUCGGUAUUGAGAGCCGUACUUAUGGUUAUUGGCCACACAAAGUGCAGGGUUUCCUUCAAGACUCUAUUAUAUGUAAUACUAUUGGAUCUGAUUUUAAUAGCAAAUUGGCUUUCGAUGCACUUAAAGAUGUCCGCAGAAGAUAUUAUAAGAAAGAGGGACUUAAAGAAAAACUCAAUUAAUAUUUACCUCUAAUUAUAUCUUAUUAAAAGUUAUUAAUAUUAUAUUUUUAAUAAAUUUCUAAAUCUUUAGCAAUAAAAGAUUUUUUUGUCAUAAUUAUGAUUAUAUUGAUGUUAUCGACAAGUUAUUAAAUCGU
Molecule: messenger RNA, 1404 nt
Organism: Oppia nitens
Lineage: Eukaryota; Metazoa; Arthropoda; Arachnida; Sarcoptiformes; Oppiidae
Product: very-long-chain 3-oxoacyl-CoA reductase-B-like
Exons: 1
Coding region: 302-1270 (322 amino acids)
Cellular component (GO): endoplasmic reticulum
Molecular function (GO): oxidoreductase activity
Source: RefSeq, a predicted model, not a curated record